This is a messenger RNA of Aphanomyces astaci, 309 nucleotides long. RefSeq lists its product as hypothetical. Bases 1 to 309 code for a protein of 102 amino acids. Lineage: Eukaryota; Oomycota; Saprolegniomycetes; Saprolegniales; Verrucalvaceae. The transcript has a single exon. The record is from RefSeq and is a predicted model, not a curated record.
AUGGGAAAGCCGAUGCACAAGCAGCUCGUUUGGAGCAAUGAGAUGGCCCUUACACUCCUUCGGGAGGUCAUCCGGGUCGAGCCGUACGACGGCGAGUACGGAACCCUGACGUCACGGUGGAAGCCAAUCGCCACCAAUCUGUCCACUUGCUUUGAAGCACCCGUGCCACACAGGUCUGCCCGGGACCACUUCGAAGCAAUGCUUGAAGCGUUCAAGUCAACUGACAAGGCCCAGCGUCUCUGGGGAACAGGAAGCGAGGAGGAGGUUACAGAACAAGUUCAACUACUGCAAGACCUCGUGGCCAAAUGA